AUAAAAACAAGUUUAAACUAACCUGCAUGUACGAAGAAGACGACUUAUUUACUUACAUUUGGAUAUUUACAGUACAAAGAGUAUACAUAAAUGUACAUAAAUAUUUAUAAUUGAAAAUGGACUUGCACGUGUUAAUUUUUAUUUCCACCAUCCUGACAAUAUCUGAAGGAUUUACAGUAAAGGGUUCCUCAGGUCCUCUGGAGGUUCCUCUGGGAGGUUCAGUGGUUCUGCCCUGUUCUGUUCAUUCACUCUUACCACUGAAAGAUUUGAAAGUGGAAUGGAGAAGAUCAGACUCACAGACGCUCAUUCAUCUUUAUCAAGAUGGAGAUAUCAGACCAGAUGCUCAACAUCAGGAUUAUCAUGAUAGAGCUCGUUUCUUCACUGAAGACAUUAAACAUGGAAACUUCUCACUCCUGUUGAAGAAUCUGACAGCUGAAGAUGAGGGACAAUACACAUGUAAAGUUUACUCUGGACAAGAAUCUAAUGAAACUGUGGUGGAAAUUAAACAUGUUGGUCCAGAAAGCUGUUUUCGUCCAUGA
This is a messenger RNA of Misgurnus anguillicaudatus (oriental weatherfish), 539 nucleotides long. The record is from RefSeq and is a predicted model, not a curated record. NCBI's taxonomy places the organism in Eukaryota, Metazoa, Chordata, Actinopteri, Cypriniformes, Cobitidae.